Molecule: messenger RNA, 873 nt
Organism: Lodderomyces oxycetoniae
Lineage: Eukaryota; Fungi; Ascomycota; Pichiomycetes; Serinales; Debaryomycetaceae
Gene: CBR1
Product: Cbr1p
Exons: 1
Coding region: 1-873 (290 amino acids)
Cellular component (GO): plasma membrane; endoplasmic reticulum
Molecular function (GO): oxidoreductase activity
Source: RefSeq, a predicted model, not a curated record
AUGGCAGAGUUAUCUACAUCUACUUCAUCCGAGCCAAAUCCAUUGGUUGUGUUUACAACCGUAGCCUCUAUAAUCUUAUCCUUUAUUGCAUAUUAUUUUUUUCAACAAUCAAAAAAGGGUAAACCUGCAUUGAUCCCAGAUCAGUUUCAGAAAUUCCCAUUGAUCAAGAAGAUUAAAGUGUCUCAUAAUUCGGCUAUUUAUAGGUUUGGAUUGCCCCGUCCCUCAGAUACUUUGAACUUGCCCAUUGGUCAGCAUAUCAGUAUUGGUGCGAUUGUAGAUGGUAAAGAGAUUGUACGUUCCUAUACCCCCAUUUCCACUAGUGACCAAAAGGGCCAUUUUGAUUUGUUAAUCAAGACUUAUGAAAACGGUAAUAUUUCAAAACACGUUGCGGAAAAGGAGGUUGGCCAUUUUGUGGAAAUCAGAGGCCCUAAGGGAUUUUUCACAUAUGCGCCCAAUAUGAAGAAAAGCUUGGGAAUGAUUGCUGGUGGAACUGGUAUUGCGCCAAUGUACCAGAUCAUAACAGCCAUUAUGAAAAAUCCCGAUGACAAGACCAAAGUGCACUUGUUAUAUGCUAAUGUCACUGAUUCUGAUAUUUUGUUAAAAGACGAAUUGGAAACAUAUGCCAAGGAGCAUCCCGAUAGAUUUAAGGUUCAUUAUGUGUUGAAUGAAGCUCCUGAAAAUUGGCAAUAUUCGGUUGGCUUUGUGACUCCCGAAUUGAUUGAUGAGCAUUUACCUAAACCUUCUCCUGAUACAAAUUUACUAUUAUGUGGUCCUCCACCAAUGAUCAGUGCUAUGAAGAAAGCCGCCACUUCCUUAGGCUAUGAAAAGGCCAAACCUGUUUCAAAAUUGGGUGAUCAAGUAUUUGUCUUUUAA